CUGUUUCUCUUCACUACAUCUAUAAAUAUAUAUUUUUAAGAAAAUGUGAGUAGUGUUUGCUCAUUGUCUCUAUGAUGCUAGAAUAUAGUGGGUGGUUGCCAGGUUGUUUCUAUAUGAUUGCUAAGGUGUCCUAUGCGCUUUUUAAAGGGUUGGAAUGCAGUCACAAGAAUAUUCUGGGUGGAUGUUAGGGUGUCAAGGGGUUUGCUCAAAAAAGGAACAGAGAGAGAAUAGGAUGAAGACAGGCCGAGAGACUGAGAGGAUGAGCACAUCAGCCAGAGGGAGGAUAUUAUAGACAAGAGCGAGCGAGAGAGGACAGAAGAACGGGACAGGGCAGAGGAGGAGCUGCCAGCUAUCUGAGGCUGCUUUGGACACAACUCGACUAUAUGCUCACUGAACCAGAUUUUAAACUUUUAAAGACCUUGGAGAACAAAAGGGAUGCUCAGAUCUGAGGGACACACAUGUUUCUUCUGCAUGAUGAAGUGAUGAGACGACCAAAAUCGAGGCAAAAGAGGCAUGUGACUGGCUGAGGGCGGCGGGAUUCCCACAGUAUGCCCAACUUUAUGAGGAUUCCCAGUUUCCCAUUGAAAUAUCUGCUGUCAAGAGGGACCAUGACUUUCUCGACAAAGACCUUGUGGAGCCUCUUUGCCGUCGACUCAACACUCUGAACAAGUGUGCCUCCAUGAAACUGGACGUGAGCCUCCCGAAGAAGAAGAGUGAGGACUCUGAUGAGGAGUACCUAUUGGCCAUCAGUAAUAGAUGGACGUUUGAGUGGAACAGUCGGCGCUGGUCACGUCUGCAAGACAUCGAUUACCUCCUGGGUAGAGCAGAGGAGCAGAGCCCCUCUGAGGCGGCUGAGGGUCUGCGGACCACUGUGAGCAGUGAGAGCAUUCUGACAGACCUCAGCGAGCCAGAGAUCUGCUCCAUGCACAGUGAAGACUCUUUGGCUGCCAUGCCUGACUCUGCCUCGCUCACCCUACUGCACUUGCCCAGAGAGCUGCCUCAUUACGGUUCACUUCCUGCCAAGUGCAGACGACGUGGACGCAAACGCGCCAAAGACAUCCUGAGGAGGAUGGAAACACUGGGUCGCACGUGGGGACCAUCCAUGGGUCGCUCAGAGCGGCGCUCUUUGGUUAUUAGCGGCCCAGUUCUGCAAAGCGAGCCAGAGGCACUAAAGACUCUACGAUGUGUUCAGAUUUUCAAUGGCGGGCCUCUAAAUGCUGAAAACAUGCCAUCAGCUAACAAAUGCCAAAAUUCACUGGCCAGCAGUGAGGCUAGCAGCCAAUCUGAGACCAGCGGUAGUGCUGAAAGCACGCCGAACAUGAAGGGAAGUGUCUCAAAGUUGUAUCCUCCUGGUAAACGUGCAGGCAUCUACCUAGAAGACAUCGAUGUUCUUGCCGGCGCUCCCCAGAGGAGAAGACCAGUUGAACGGAGCCACAAAAAUGACUUCUGCUCCUAUGAUGAGCUAUUGGUGCACAUCCCAAAAGAUCACAAACCUGGUACCUUCCCUAAAGCACUGUCAAUCGAGAGUCUGACGCCAGCCAGUAAGGACCACGGAAACUGGAAGGUUCUGAAUUCAGAGCCGCAGCCAUUCAAGUGCAGGAAAUUUGGUUGGAGAGAACUCCGGCCUGCGACACGCUGCUGCCUACGAGGCAGCAGGAUCAGUGUAUACGAUAACGUACCCGGCUCUCACCUGUACGCGAGCACGGGGGACUUAUCGGACCUUGAGAAGGAGGAUAUAUUCCCACAUUUGGAUGAUAUUUUGCAGCAUGUAAAUGGCCUGCAGCAGAUCGUGGACCACUGGUCCAAAAAUGUCUUGCCGGAGAGUGAAGGGGAGGGGGAUGGCAGCAGGGGGCGGGAGCAGAAGAUUAUUGACGGCCAGUCUUCCAGUCAGAUCACACUGGACUUUGACGGGACUUCUGUAAUUAAAGAGUUGACCACAUCGAACGCCGGCAACAAGGACAGGCUUUCAUUAAAUGAGACGGAUACCUCCAGCACCAGAGAGAGGAGGGACUCAGGGGUAGGGGCUUCCCUGACACGACCACGCCUUAGAUGGCCCAGCUUCAGGAUGUCAAACCUCCUCGGCCAGUCAGGAAUGUCGCUACAGAUAUCCAGUCAAUCAGUGGGCCAGCUUAGCUUGCUGCAGAAGUUUUCUUUAUUGCGUCUCACUGCUAUUAUGGAGAAAUACUCCAUGUCCAACAAGCAUGGGUGGACUUGGUCAGUGCCAAAAUUUAUGAAGAGAAUGAAGGGACCAGACUACAAGGAUAAGAUGGUAUUCGGUGUUCCUCUGAUUGUCCAUGUUCAGCGGUAUGGACACCCUCUGCCCAUAAGCUUACAGCUCGCCCUGCGCUUUUUAAGGAGCCAGUGUUUGGACCAGGUGGGACUUUUCCGUAAAUCUGGUGUAAAGUCUCGUAUUCAGGCUCUGCGGCAAAUGUGUGAAUCCUCCCCACAGAAUGUGAACUACGAGGAUCAGUCAGCAUAUGAUGUGGCAGACCUGGUCAAACAGUUCUUCAGAGACUUGCCUGAACCUCUCCUCACGAGCAAAAUGGGCGAGACCUUCCUCCACAUAUACAUGUAUGUCCCUAAAGAGCAACGCUUACAGGCGGUGCAGGCAGCUAUCAUGUUAAUGGCUGAUGAAAACCGUGAGGUCUUGCAGACGCUGCUGUGCUUCCUAAAUGAUGUCACUUCCUCUGUUGAGGAGAACCAGAUGACCCCAAUGAACCUGGCGGUGUGCCUCGCUCCUUCUCUCUUCCACCUCAACAUCAUGAAGAAUGAUAACCUGUCGCCUAGGUCUAUUCAGAGGAAGUAUGCCACUGGAUGGCCAGACCAAAAGGACCUGAAUGAGAACCUUGCGGCCACUCAGGGGCUCGCGCACAUGAUUGCUGAGUGCAAUCACCUAUUCGAGAUUCCUCAGGAGAUGGUCUCUCAGUCCAGGAACUCAUACAUGGAAGCUGAGCUGCUGGCGCUCUCUUUGGACGAGUUCUGUAAAAAACAGCCUCAACAGGAUGAGGAAGACGAAGAAGAGGAGGAAGGCACAUGUCGCUCUUAUCUGGAGAGCUUGAUACAGAAUCUGAUGAAAGAGACCAAAGACAAGACCAAGGGAUGGGUGACCAGAUCAAAUGUUGACAAUACAGAGAUAUCAUUCAAAAAGGUGGGAGACGGGACCCCUUUGAGACGCUGGCGUGUGUCUGUAGAGGUGGAGGCUCCUCCAUCUGUGGUGCUUAAUCGCAUACUGCGAGAGCGCCACCUGUGGGACACUAACCUGCUACAGUGGAAGGUUCUAGAAACUCUGGACAAGCAGACAGAGGUGUACCAAUAUGAGCUGAACACCAUGGCCCCUCACCCAAACAGAGACUUUGUGGUGCUUAGGCGAGUACAACAACAUGAUCUGAUUCUGUGUAUUGUUUACUGUUCAAGCCAUGUGUCCUGGGUAGCAUGUUUGAGGCCAUUAGCAAAUAUCUAAAUCAACUGAUUACACCAUUAUGGCUGUAACAAAACAUGCGCUGCAUCUGUAACAAGUGCUUUUUGUGCGUCAUUAAGUUCUUGUGAUUCUCUGAACACCGAGGUCGUAAAAAGGUCCCACAUACCCCUGUUGAACAGCUGGGCAUGUUACUGAAAGACACUCACAAAUCUCUCUGAGCAUACUUCUCUGUGUUAGUUCACGAUAAAACGCUUUCAGCUAAGCAAAUUAGACCACCCGGGUUAUACCCAAAAUAUCACUGUAAGACUACAGCUUACCAUCACUUGACAAAUACGCAGCUGUGAGGUACAAACAGUAAUAUGAUCGAUGGAAAACAUUCAGCUGGAAUAUUGCAUGUUAUUUGAUAAUUAAUCAAAUUUGCACUUGGCUGACUGACUGACUGACACUUACAGUACAUCUCUUGUCUGUGUAGGGGAUGGCAGAUGCUCUCUCAGAUCAGUCUGUUUGCUGUGAUUUAUAUUGGUGGUGUUUUCUUUUCUGUUUAGGACGUGGAGGACAGAAAUGCCAAAAGGAGUGUGUGUGCUGGUGUCUGUGUCGAUUGAACAUGAGGAAAGCCCACAGCUGGCCGGAGUGAGAGGAAUAAUUCUAGAAUCACAGUAUAUGCUUGAACCGUGUGGCUCUGGGAAGUCUAGAGUCACACAUAUAUGCAGAGCUGAUCUGAAAGGAAAGUCUCCAGAGUGGUACAACAAAGCUUUCGCCCAUCUCUGUGCUAGCGAGGCGGCCUGCAUCCGCAACUCCUUCCUGUCUCUGGAUCCCGAGGGCCCAGAGACCAAAAUCUGAACAUGGCUACAUGGAGUCAGGCAUGAGGGAACUGGGAUAUUGUUAAACGUCAGGGCAGAUGGUCACAGAAAACGAACUUUGGCGAAGAAAAAGGAGGGAUUCAAGAGAGAAGAAAAUAGAUUUCAAGCCCCUAAACAACAACAAGCCGCCAUAUCCUGUUGGUUUAAUAGACCGUGGAUCAUUGGGAUUCAUAUAAGAGUUUUUUACCCCUUAUAGGGCAUAUGAUUUAGUUUAUUUUAUAUACAUUUAUGCAGCUGUUUAAAACUGCAACUUUUGAAAUGGCUAUUGUUGUGUGUUUUGGGGCAUAUAACGAGAGAUAAGAAAAGAUGGACAGAGAAAGUGACAGAGACAGACUCCACUGUAGCUAUGAAGCCAUGCCUGUAAAAAAGUCAUAACGCUGCUUCCUGUUGUCUAGUCUUUACACCUUUAACUAGCAUCUUUAGAGCUUCGCUAACAACAAACAGAUGUGAAUGACAAGCCACCUCAACGCUAAUCUAAAAACAGAAGGUCUGGUUUCAUUUUAUCAAGUACUUCAAGCUAAAGUACUGCAUUCUCAAACCAAAUAUAGGUACGUUAUUAUUUAAAACUGCGACUGUAUUUUUAAACUAGGGUUGUACCCUGGUGAUGUAUUGAUGUGAAGUAUCUCUAAGUACAUAUUAUUUCUAAAUUCUGUUUUAAGAAAUGUUUUGUCAUUACAAUAUUCAUUGAUUUCAUUGUCCCAGGUAAGCAAUAAUGUAUUAUCAUAAUAAAUGGAAUAGUAUUUUGUGCUCUUAACCAUGCAAAAUGAAUUAGUUAAGAUUCAAAAUCAAACAAUAUUGUAAAUAAUUUAGAAAAUGCCAAUGAUUGUUUCAAGUAUGCAUUAUUAUUAUUAUUUUUAUUGUCAUUGUUAUUACACACUCUACAAUGUCUAGGACAUGAAUUAAUUUCACUGCUUCUGAGAAGCAUGUCUUAUAUUCACAAAGCUUUACAGUUAGGUGUGCUUGUGUGUAAAUGUGUGUAGAUACAAUUCAGGCUGUAUAUUUUGUAGAUAAAUGAGGAUUAUUGGCAGGUUUAUCUGCUUUAAUGCUCAGAUGUUGUUGUUGUUGUUGUUGUUGUUGUUUUCCCUCAUAUCAGUAUUUUGCUUGAAUUACCAUUACAAGCUGGUUAAAUCAGCUAGCUUUUUCAGUGCUGUUUAAAUGGAACAGUGUAUUUGGGCUCGACUUGAGCUCAGUGAAGGCAAAUGUCUGUUUUUAAACAGUAAACAGGGUUAUUCAAGUUCUAAACAUUUGGAAAUGUGGAAAAUAAAAACUAAUUGCA
Messenger RNA from Carassius carassius (crucian carp), 5554 nucleotides. Its product is annotated as stAR-related lipid transfer protein 13-like. The record is from RefSeq and is a predicted model, not a curated record. Gene Ontology annotation, biological process: signal transduction; actin cytoskeleton organization; regulation of Rho protein signal transduction. Lineage: Eukaryota; Metazoa; Chordata; Actinopteri; Cypriniformes; Cyprinidae. Gene Ontology annotation, molecular function: protein binding; lipid binding; GTPase activator activity. The transcript has 13 exons. The coding region runs from base 680 to 3460 and encodes 926 amino acids.